Messenger RNA from Puccinia graminis f. sp. tritici CRL 75-36-700-3, 1785 nucleotides. RefSeq names its product CMGC/CDK protein kinase. Gene Ontology annotation, cellular component: nucleus. The coding region runs from base 1 to 1641 and encodes 546 amino acids. NCBI's taxonomy places the organism in Eukaryota, Fungi, Basidiomycota, Pucciniomycetes, Pucciniales, Pucciniaceae. Gene Ontology annotation, biological process: regulation of mitotic cell cycle; protein phosphorylation. The record is from RefSeq and is a predicted model, not a curated record. The transcript is spliced from 7 exons. Gene Ontology annotation, molecular function: cyclin-dependent protein serine/threonine kinase activity; ATP binding.
AUGUGUUGCGCCGCCAAACUCGCGGGGGUCGGGAAGGGGCCCCGAGAAUUGCAGUUGGCCCAUCCCCCGGAUCCCCCUGACUCGACUUGGUCUUCGGGAAGACCGAGAGUGAGGAGUGACUACUCCAGGAUCGCAACCCACGAAGCCCAAGUCAACGAACCAAGCAGGGAAACGCAAAGCGAACUUAAGGAUUACCAAGGACGACGUGCUCUGAUGACUUCUGGCGCCACCCAAGUCAAAAAGUCAAAAUGGGACGAUAUGGAUGAUGACUCGACGCCGACCCACCAGAAAACAGCCGCCUCUUCCAGACCUUCUAAACGGUCGCGCAAGGCAGCUCUAUCGGGUGUCAACGUCUCCAGAUCCGCAUCACCGUACAAAAACACCCCAUCAAAACAUCAAUCAACAACCACCAACACCACCACACCCUCGGAAAAUCCACCACCCAUUCAGUCUACAAGCUCCGAUGCUUCACAUCUAAAUCCUUCGUAUCUAAAUGGUGGACAACAGCCCAAGAAAACCGGCAUCUCAAUCCUCGGUCGCGCCUCACUUUCAAAGAAAAGCGUGCCACCCAAUCGGUCUAAGCAGAUUCGUGAACUUCACCCUCCAAUUCAAGGAUGUCGUUCCGUUUAUUGUUAUGAGAGACUCAAUCACAUUGAGGAAGGUUCCUAUGGCGUCGUCUUCAGGGCACGUGAUAAGGAAACCGGCGAGAUCGUCGCCCUCAAGAAGAUCAAGAUGGAUCAGGAAAAAAACGGAUUCCCGAUCACCAGUCUUCGCGAAAUUCAUACCUUGAUGAUGGCUCGACACGAAAAUAUUGUCCACGUUCGAGAGAUCGUCGUUGGAGAUACUUUGACACAAAUUUUUAUCGUUAUGGACUUCAUUGAACACGAUCUCAAGACUCUUCUCAGCACGAUGCGGACCCCUUUCCUAGCCUCUGAAGUGAAGACGAUCUUGAUGCAGUUAUUGUCUGCCACCGCAUUAUGUCAUAACAACUGGAUCAUCCAUCGAGACUUGAAGACCUCGAAUCUUCUCAUGAACAAUCGUGGACAAAUCAAGGUGGCUGACUUUGGACUUGCCCGGACAUAUGGGGAUCCGCCAACGGGAGACAUGACUCAACUAGUGGUCACCUUAUGGUAUCGAGCACCUGAGUUAUUACUUGGGGCCGAAUCAUACACGACUGCCAUCGAUUUGUGGAGCAUCGGAUGCAUCUUUGCCGAGCUGAUCCUUCGCGAGCCACUCUUUCCCGGAGCAGGAGAGAUCGAUCAGAUCGGAAAGAUCUUCAAGACCUUAGGCCGUCCGACGGAAGAAAUCUGGCCAGGACUCAAACUGUUGCCGAAUGCGUCAAAGUUCGACUUGAAUGCGAUCCAACCCUAUUCGACCCUCAGACAAAAGUUCCGAUAUGUCACCGAAGCAGGAAUCGAUCUGAUGAACAAACUACUAGCCUAUGACCCACUCCAACGGAUCUCGGCUGAUGAGGCCCUCAAACAUCCAUACUUUAACGAGACUCCACUCCCUAAACAUCCCGAUGCUUUCCAGUCCUUUCCCUCAGUUGCUGCGGGCGAAAAGGCCAAAUUUGAUUCUCCCUCAGCUCCCCAUCGCGAUGAAGACCAAGCGCAAAACAAUCGAUAUGACCUCAUCUUGUGAUCCAUCGAGGAUGCUCCACGGGGCCCCAACAUAUUUGUUACAUAGGAUCCUAAAAAACUUCCCACCCCUGUUUCCCAUUCUUGCUUCGUCGAAUUGUUCACCCCUCCCCACAAGUAAUACCACCGUUAUUUUUCUCAAACAGGA